AUGCGCAUGUGCAUAGACUACCGUGAGCUGAAUAAAGUAACGAUUAAGAACAAAUACCCGCUACCUCGGAUUGAUGAUUUGUUUGAUCAACUCCGAGGCGCGACUGUAUUCUCUAAGAUCGAUUUACGGUCCGGGUAUCAUCAGCUCAAGGUAAAGGGGGAAGAUAUUCCUAAGACAGCCUUUAGGACUCGUUAUGGACAUUACGAGUUCUUGGUUAUGUCUUUUGGUCUUACUAACGCGCCAGCCGCGUUUAUGGACUUAAUGAAUAGGGUCUUCAAGGACUACUUGGAUAAAUUCGUCGUUGUGUUCAUCGACGACAUUUUAAUUUACUCCAAGGAUGAAGUGGAGCACGAGGAACACUUGAGGAUGAUUUUGACGCGAUUGAAGGAGCACCAACUCUACGCGAAGUUCAAGAAAUGCGAGUUUUGGCUCUCACAAGUGGCGUUCCUCGGGCACAUCAUAUCGAGAGACGGAGUUGCAGUAGAUCCAUCGAAGGUAGAGGCCGUGAAGGAUUGGCCUAGACCAAAGAACGCGUCGGAAGUAAGAAGCUUCUUAGGGCUAGCAGGUUACUAUAGAAAGUUUGUAGAUGGCUUUUCUAAGAUAGCCACUCCACUCACCAACCUGACCCGGAAGCAACAAAAGUUUAACUGGAAUGAUAAGUGUGAGGAAAGCUUCCAGUUGCUUAAGGAUAAGCUUUGCUCAACACCAGUACUUAGUGUCCCAACACCCAACGACAAGUUCGCAAACGUAGUUGCCGAUGCACUUAGCCGAAAAAGUUAUGGGAACUUAGCAGCCUUAUCCGGAAUAGAAAAGCCACUACAGCAGGAAGGAUCGUGGAACAAGUACUUGCCGCUGAUCGAGUUCUCGUACAACAACAGCUACCAGUCGACGAUCGAGAUGGCACCUUAUGAGUUGCUAUAUGGAAGAAGGUGUCGAUCACCGUUGCACUGGGACGAGGUAGGAGAAAGGCAGCUUCUAGGGCCCGAAGCUGUUAGACAAGCACAAGAAGCAGUAACGCUUAUUAGACAGCGUAUGCUUAUGCGCAUGUGCAUAGACUACCGUGAGCUGAAUAAAGUAACGAUUAAGAACAAAUACCCGCUACCUCGGAUUGAUGAUUUGUUUGAUCAACUCCGAGGCGCGACUGUAUUCUCUAAGAUCGAUUUACGGUCCGGGUAUCAUCAGCUCAAGGUAAAGGGGGAAGAUAUUCCUAAGACAGCCUUUAGGACUCGUUAUGGACAUUACGAGUUCUUGGUUAUGUCUUUUGGUCUUACUAACGCGCCAGCCGCGUUUAUGGACUUAAUGAAUAGGGUCUUCAAGGACUACUUGGAUAAAUUCGUCGUUGUGUUCAUCGACGACAUUUUAAUUUACUCCAAGGAUGAAGUGGAGCACGAGGAACACUUGAGGAUGAUUUUGACGCGAUUGAAGGAGCACCAACUCUACGCGAAGUUCAAGAAAUGCGAGUUUUGGCUCUCACAAGUGGCGUUCCUCGGGCACAUCAUAUCGAGAGACGGAGUUGCAGUAGAUCCAUCGAAGGUAGAGGCCGUGAAGGAUUGGCCUAGACCAAAGAACGCGUCGGAAGUAAGAAGCUUCUUAGGGCUAGCAGGUUACUAUAGAAAGUUUGUAGAUGGCUUUUCUAAGAUAGCCACUCCACUCACCAACCUGACCCGGAAGCAACAAAAGUUUAACUGGAAUGAUAAGUGUGAGGAAAGCUUCCAGUUGCUUAAGGAUAAGCUUUGCUCAACACCAGUACUUAGUGUCCCAACACCCAACGACAAGUUCGCAAACGUAGUUGCCGAUGCACUUAGCCGAAAAAGUUAUGGGAACUUAGCAGCCUUAUCCGGAAUAGAAAAGCCACUACAGCAGGAAGGAUCGUGGAACAAGUACUUGCCGCUGAUCGAGUUCUCGUACAACAACAGCUACCAGUCGACGAUCGAGAUGGCACCUUAUGAGUUGCUAUAUGGAAGAAGGUGUCGAUCACCGUUGCACUGGGACGAGGUAGGAGAAAGGCAGCUUCUAGGGCCCGAAGCUGUUAGACAAGCACAAGAAGUAGUAACGCUUAUUAGACAGCGUAUGCUUUUUUACUGGUCUGAUUCCCAUUAUCUGCAAUUGCUGUCAAAUCAACAGUAA
Molecule: messenger RNA, 2127 nt
Organism: Humulus lupulus (European hop)
Lineage: Eukaryota; Viridiplantae; Streptophyta; Magnoliopsida; Rosales; Cannabaceae
Exons: 7
Source: RefSeq, a predicted model, not a curated record